CAUUAUCUUCCUUUUCUGAAGGCGAUGACACUUUCAAAAAGCGAAUAUGGGAUAAAAGAUUAUUUUUAACUUCUUAGAAUAUAUUAAUACGAUAACGUAUUUUCUUAAUCAAAUGUCAAACGUGUCUGUGAUACAACAACAUUGAUAAUAAUGUGAUAACAUAUCAGUCACUUGAAAAAAAAACGUGCGAUAAGUUUUUAUUCAUUGCAAACUUUAUUGUUCAGAGUCGCAAUCGAGAUGCAGCUGUGGGAGAAUGCGAACAAAUGAUUCGCAAGAAAAGAGAGAAUUUGAUGGAAAAUGAAAAUUCGCAGUUUAUGAGUUUAAAAUAUUGGAAAAGAAAAAUUUUCAACAUGUCAACAUAAAUUUUUCAUGGAUCUGAAAUUUUAUUCAGCGGAUUUACUUGUCUAAAUAGAACACAUCUGAAAGUGAUGAUAACUAAACAUCUCUCUGCAAUCUUACUUUGAAAAUUUUUACUUUUAUCUAGAAAUAUUUAACUUAUUAGGAAAGAAAAAUGGCUUGGAAGCUAGUAAUUUGCUGUAUUUUAUAUGCAUCAUUUGCAAAUGCUGCCGUUGGAACUAACAUUCACUCUUUGGACUUGAUACCAAAAGUAGAUUUUUUCCCCACAGAAUUAUUAGGCAUCGAAGAAGAACAAGAACGUGACAUCCUAUUCGAAAUCAACUGGACAAAUGCUACAAAUGAGACUUCAACGGAGUCUUCACAACCAUUUCCAAAGGAUUACUUUGUGACCGUCGCUUCCAGUGACUCUGGGAUAUUGGAAAUAGUUAAUUCUUCAUAUUCAAAUUGCAUCAAUAUAAACGAUAAGCCUCACAAUUUUACAAUUGUUGUCAGGGGAGUGUUUUUAGGUUAUACAAAUGUGAAAGUAAGCUUAAAGGCAGCUACUAAAGGUUGUGGAGUCGAAGACAACGAUGAAUUAACCUCGAUGGAAGAAGCACGUUCCCGAGAUUUCGAGGUAUUAGUUACUGUCAUCAGACCGCCGUCAAUAUUGGUAAAUAGUGUAACAGUUAUUUUUGCUAUUCUGGUUGCUUUUAAUUUCAUCAAUAUGGGUGUGCAGCUUGACAUGGAGAGUAUAAUGCAGGUGUUAAAGAAACCUGUGGGACCAGCUAUUGGUUUUGCUUGCCAGUUCUUGUUCAUGCCUUUGGCCUCUUUUGGCAUCAGCCAUCUCCUGUUCGAUGACAACAGUCUGAGGUUGGGGCUAUUCACGCUGGGAUGUUCUCCAGGAGGGUCCAUGAGCAAUUUCUGGACGUUGCUCUUCGAUGGUGAUGUUAACCUCAGUGUCACCAUGACUUUUAUCAGCACAGUGGCAGCUCUAGGUAUGAUGCCGCUAUGGAUCUUCACUUUAGGAGCUUCCCUAUUUCGAGAAAAAGAAGCUUCUAUACCUUACAUGAACAUGGUAGGAUCUCUGCUCGGUCUAACAUUUCCCAUCAUCAUAGGGUUGCUGAUCAAAAAGUACUCGCCAAAACUGACAAGAAUUUCCCUGAAGAUCAUCAAACCCUUUACCAUCAUCAUCGUUCUAUUUGGCAUCACUUUCGCUUCUUAUGUCAACAGAUUCGUCUACUACCUGUUCACUUGGCAAGUGGUUGUGGCUGGUCUCAGCAUCGCUUGGGGCGGUUAUUGCUUUGGCGCCCUGGUGUCGUGGAUAUUUCGUUUGGACAGAGCACAGAUAAUUGCCAUCUCUAUCGAGACAGCUUUCCAAAACCCCGCGGUUGCUUUUGUCCUGCUACUACUGACGCUGCCACAGCCUGGUGCAGACUUGGCGUCGGUUCCUAUCGUUGCGCAACUAAUGUUGACCGGAAUUCCAAUGUGGGUAGUACUGUUGGGAAUUAAGAUUUACAAGAAAAUCAAUAGAUAUAAUGAAAGGGGAAGUACUGGUCAAAUAGCGAAACCUCAGAUAGAUACUGUGCAGAAUACAUACUUAGCAGUAGAGACAAAUCCACCUGAAGAGAAAGUUUAUUAUGAAUCGAGGGCGAAUAAGGUAGGUAUAGAACGAUACUCGAUUCAGUCAUGAUCAUUUGAGGUUUGCUGAUUAGUGCCUUUUCGAAUUCCGAGUAGCACUGAUACUUCUGACACAGAAUGAAUGCAUCAUACAAUUAAUUCAAGGCAAAUUGAACCGAUGUCAAUUCACAAAUCAACCAAGUUUGCCGGAUAAUGUAUUUUUGAAUCAAAUGUUAUUGUCUUAUUUGAUCAAAAUUUCAUUUUCAACUAGUAUUUGUUUUUCUAAUAUAUGCAAACUUGACUCAAAAGACAUCUAUUGCACACGUGAACGGAUGAAAGACAAUAACUGAUACAUCUGUGAUGUGUAUUGUAAAUAACAAAACUAGAUGUAUUGAUCAAUAUAUUGUCAAUAGAAUACCUUUAUGAUGAAAUGAACUUACUUAAUGAUGAACAUUAUGAAAUGAACUUAAUGAUUUUAUAACUUACGAAUUAUAUAACGUUUAAUUGUUGAGCAGCUAAUUUAAUAAGCUAAAGAGUUACAGUUAAUUACAUAUAUCCUCAUUAAAAAAGUGGAUAGCAAAAUGUAUAUCACAUUAUAAUGAAGAUGUCAGAUAUCUUGAGAAAUUUAAGCAAAUAAAUGAUGUAAUUAAAGGUUCUGUUGCAUCCUCGUUUAACUGAAGAGUUGAUGAAACAAUUCAUUAUAUAAUAAUAAAUUAAUAAUCCUGGACGGUCCGCUGCUGUUUCAAUUUUUUGUAUGUUUCUCAUGUUACGAAAAGUAUAAAUUCUUAUCACUAAGAAAGGAUCUUUCAAUAAAAGAACUUCAUGACUUA
Argiope bruennichi is the source of this 2783-nucleotide messenger RNA. RefSeq names its product hepatic sodium/bile acid cotransporter-like. The record is from RefSeq and is a predicted model, not a curated record. The transcript has 3 exons. Gene Ontology annotation, cellular component: membrane. Bases 512 to 2026 code for a protein of 504 amino acids. NCBI's taxonomy places the organism in Eukaryota, Metazoa, Arthropoda, Arachnida, Araneae, Araneidae.